AUGCAUGUUCCAUGGUUCUCGCGCAUCUCCGUCAACUAUAUAGUCGCCCUGCCAUGUUCACUCCUAGCACCCCACUCUUCUCUGUGCAGCAUCCACGAUACGAAAGCGUCGAAGAUUCACGUCACCUCAGCCCAUAGUCGUACGCGAAAGUUCAUGGGUAACGCCCAGAGUGCUGAACAGGAGGGCCACGAGAGAUGGCAGGCUGAAGAACGCGCUCGCGAGGAGCAGCGCAGGCGCGAACAGGAGGCCCACGAGAGAUGGCAGGCUGAAGAACGCGCUCGCGAGGAGCAGCGCAGGCGCGAACAGGAGGCCCACGAGAGAUGGCAGGCUGAAGAACGCACUCGCGAGGAACAGCGCUGGCGCGAACAGGAGGCCCACGAGAGGUGGCAGGCUGAGGAACGCGCUCGCGAGGAGCAGCGCAGGCGCGAACAGGCUGAACACGAAAGAUGGCAGGCUGAAGAGGCACGGCGCUGCGCAGACGAGGCGCGCCGACAAGCAGAGCAUGAGAGGUGGCGCAUGGAGGAAGAACAGAGGCGCAUUGAGAAUGAAAGAUGGGAGGCGGAAGAGAGCCGAAAACGUGCUGAAGAGGAGCUCCGACGUGUCGAAGAGGAGCGGCAACGCGCCGAGGAGGAGAGGCGACGUGCGGAGCACGCGAAGUGGGAAGCGGAGGAACAAAGGAGGCGUGCAGAUGAAGAGCGCCAGCGUGCAGAGGCUGAGCGGUGGCGUGCAGAGGAGGAAAGGCGUCGCUCGGACGAAGAGAAGCAGAGAGCGCAACAGGAGAAGGAGCGUGCAGAGGAGGCAAGCCGGGUGGCCGAAGCCCAGAGGCGCCAGGCCGAUGAAGAACGGAGACGUGCAGAAGAGGCUCAACGGCGGGCGGAGGAGGAAAGACGGCGAGCCGAAGAAGACAGCAAGAGAGCGGAGGAGGAGAGGCAGAGAGCGGAGGAAGCCAAGGAGAAGGCAAGGGCUGCUCAAGAAGACGCAGAACGAGCCUCUGCAGCGGCUGAGAGUGCGGCGGAAGAGGCUCAACUCGCACAGCAGGAGGCCGAGAAAAACUUGAAAGCCGGAAUACGUCCUGUAAUAUGGCCGACGGAGGAGGAGAUCCGCAUUCACAAGGAACGGCUGCAGUACCAUGAGGGGAGGCUACACUUCGCGGUCGCUGGCAUUGCAGGUAGUGGCAAGUCGUCGCUCAUCAAUGCUCUCCGAGGGAUCAGCAACAGUCACAAGGGCGCGGCGCGCGUUGGCGUCACCGAGACGACGAGGAUUGUCGCGCGGUACCCAGACUCGAAUUCUGAGAGGCCGUUCGUCUGGUACGACGUGCCCGGGGCCGGGACAUUGGCAAUACCCGACUGGCAGUACUUCAACGACUAUGGCCUCUACAUCUUCGACGCCAUAAUUGUGCUCUUCGACAACCGUUUCACUGAGACAGACAUCGCUCUACUGCGGAACGCGGCGCUUUUCCAGAUACCGACAUACAUCGUGCGCUCCAAAUCGACUCAGCACAUCGCGAAUCUUAUGAUGGACCUGGAUUUUGGGGAAGACGAAGACGAGGGCAGUUGUCUUACGACUGCGCGCCAGGCCUACAUUACGGAGACUCGAGACAGCGUUGCGCACAAUCUUUGCGAGGCAGAACUUCCUGGGCAGAGGGCCUACCUCAUUACGGCAAAGGAGAUCCUUUGUGAAGUGGUAAAGGGCAGCAUGCCGAAGGGCAUUAUCGACGAGGUCGAGCUGCUUGAUGAUAUGUUGCAGGAAGCGCAUUCUCAUCACUAA
Sparassis crispa is the source of this 1767-nucleotide messenger RNA. RefSeq lists its product as hypothetical. Bases 1 to 1767 code for a protein of 588 amino acids. The transcript has 3 exons. Gene Ontology annotation, molecular function: GTP binding. The record is from RefSeq and is a predicted model, not a curated record. Lineage: Eukaryota; Fungi; Basidiomycota; Agaricomycetes; Polyporales; Sparassidaceae. Gene Ontology annotation, cellular component: membrane.